CGCGCUCACUCAGCCUGCAGAGACCGUCGGAGGAGGAUUUAACGCAGAUUUUAGCGCAGAAAAAGUGAAGAUUUCUGCGCAGAAACUUCGAAACUCUGCCGGAGAGACGGUCUGUGCUGACUCACCUGGAUCGACCAAACAGGAGCCUCCUCUGUGCUGUGACCUCACCAGCUGAUACUGAGUCAUUGAUCAGCUAAUACUGGGUUAUUGAUCGGCUGAUAUUGGGUUAUUGAUCACCUUUACCGGCCGACCGAUGGCGGCCUCAGAGCUGAUCCAGGACGAUGAGAAUGUUGGCAUCCACGUGGACGCUAACGUGACCACAGCCGACCCCCCUCCACGCUCCAUCGCCAACGGUAACCCGACCCGCCACGCCCCCUCCUCGCUGCCCCCUGGUGACGGUGUGGACGGCCGAGCUGCAGGUAAACUGAGUAGCCUGCUGAAGCAGAACCAGCUGGUCCGGAACCUCAGCGGUCUGCGGCGGCGCUGCGACUACGUCAAGAUCUCUGUGACGGAGGAACACGCCGACCGCCUGCCCAAGGAGUGGUGGAAGACCGGCGUGGCCUUCCUCUAUGCCACCUUCAACCUCGUCUUCACCACCGUCAUCAUCACCGUCGUCCACGAGAGGGUCCCCGACAAGUCGGUGAGCCCGCCGCUGCCCGACAAGUUCUUCGACUACGUGGACCGAGUGCCGUGGGCAUUCACCGUCACCGAGGUCAACGGGCUCAUCCUCUGUGGACUCUGGUUGGUGCAGUGGAUCUCCCUCAAACACCGAGCCAUCAUCGGCCGUCGCUGCUUCUUCCUCAUCGGGACUCUCUACAUGUAUCGCUGCGUCACCAUGUACAUCACCACACUGCCGGUUCCUGGGAAACACAUGGUCUGCGCUCCAAAGCUCUACAAUGACUCGACAGGGAAGAUCUGGAGGAUUCUGAGGCUGAUCUCUGGAGGAGGUUUGUCUCUGACCGGCUCCCACCUGAUGUGUGGAGACUUCCUGUACAGUGGACACACUGUCAUGCUGACGCUGUCCUACCUGUUCAUCAAGGAGUACUCUCCACCCUGGAUGUGGUGGUAUCGCUGGAUCUGCUGGCUGCUCAGCGCCUCUGGAGUUCUCUGCAUCCUCAUCGGACACGAACACUACAGCAUUGACGUUGUCAUCGGAUACUUCGUCACCACCAGGACCUUCUGGUGGUACCACACCAUGGCCAACACACAUGCGCUGCGUCACGCGCCCAACAACUUCCUGUCCAGAACCUGGUGGAACCCCGUCUUCAACUUCCUGGAGCGGAACGUUCAGACGACGAUUCCUGUGGUGUUCUCGUGGCCGGUGGCGUUUCCGGCCUGCAGGCAACGCUACCGGAUCGUAGAGGGAGGAAGGGACGAGUGAGGAGACCCAAUGGGACGGACGGUUAUUUAUCGGAACCAGGAGGAACCAGAACCGUGGUACUAUGUUUACACCUUGAGCAGCAUUCAUCAGAAACUGAACUACCAGAGAUCAGUUUCCUCACCAGCUAAAAGCUAACUGGCUAACUACGCCACACACCCAGUUAGCCUCAUGCUACAUCAGAAACCAUCUUUUUUGAGCAGUAAUGCCAACAGAAUUAUGGAAAUCUGUUUAGCAUCUAU
Molecule: messenger RNA, 1620 nt
Organism: Acanthochromis polyacanthus (spiny chromis)
Lineage: Eukaryota; Metazoa; Chordata; Actinopteri; Pomacentridae
Product: phosphatidylcholine:ceramide cholinephosphotransferase 2-like
Exons: 7
Coding region: 254-1381 (375 amino acids)
Biological process (GO): ceramide biosynthetic process; sphingomyelin biosynthetic process
Cellular component (GO): Golgi membrane; endoplasmic reticulum membrane
Molecular function (GO): ceramide cholinephosphotransferase activity; sphingomyelin synthase activity
Source: RefSeq, a predicted model, not a curated record